Messenger RNA from Cajanus cajan (pigeon pea), 1579 nucleotides. Its product is annotated as cytochrome P450 83B1. The record is from RefSeq and is a predicted model, not a curated record. NCBI's taxonomy places the organism in Eukaryota, Viridiplantae, Streptophyta, Magnoliopsida, Fabales, Fabaceae. Gene Ontology annotation, molecular function: iron ion binding; heme binding; oxidoreductase activity, acting on paired donors, with incorporation or reduction of molecular oxygen.
CAAAAUGGUGCGACUUGUGUACAUAGUCUUGGUCUUGGUUCUUCCGGUGUUGACAUUGACCCUCUUGAACAAACACAGAACCGCCAAGAACCGUCGUCCACCGGGUCCUCGAGGCCUUCCCAUGAUUGGCAACCUUCACCAACUGGACACUUCAAAUCUGAAUUUCCAACUGUGGCAGUUCUCAAAGAGGCACGGUCCCCUUUUCUCCCUCCAACUUGGGUUCAAGCGAGCCAUAGUGGUUUCCUCUCCCAAACUAGCCAAAGAGCUCCUCAAAGACCACGAUCUUGACGUCUGCGCAAGGCCCACCUCGCUUGGCUCCCUCAAACUGUCCUACAACGCUUUGGAGCUCGUUGUCUGUCCCUACAGCGACCACUGGAGAGAACUCAGAAAACUCUGCGUGGUCAAUUUCUUCGGCUCCAAACCCAUCUCCACCUUUUCCCACGUAAGAAAAUCCGAGGUGAAGCAAAUGAUCGAGGUCAUAUCCGGCCACGUGGGUUCCUCAAAGACAACGAACUUGAGUGAGGUUAUCGUGUCGGUUUCAAGUGCUAUCAUAUGUAGGGUUGCCUUCGGGAGGAAGUACGAUGAGGAGGGUGCUGCGAGAAGCAGGUUCCACUGGCUGCUUAAUGAGACGCAGGCUAUGUUCAUUUCCUUUUCUGUGAAACCAAAUGAAGAGAAGAAUAAGGAUGUUGUGGAUGUGUUGCUUGAGUUGAAGAAGGAGGGUCACUUGUCUAUAGACCUCACUCAUGAUCAAAUCAAAGCUAUUAUCUUGGACAUACUCGUAGGAGGUACUGAUACAACCGCAGCCACAUGCGUGUGGGUUAUGACAGGAUUGAUGAAGAACCCAAGAGCAAUGGCCAAAGCUCAAGAAGAAAUUAGAAAUGUGUGUGGCAACAAAGAGUUCAUAGAGGAAGAGGAUGUUGAAAAGCUUGUAUAUCUGAAAGCAGUGCUAAAAGAGACACUGAGGUAUUAUGCACCAACUCCACUGCUACCAAGAGAAGCCAUAAGAAGUUUCACAAUAGAUGGGUAUGAGAUAGAAGCCAAGACAAUAGUGUAUGUGAAUGGUUGGGCCAUUCAGAGAGACCCUGAAGCUUGGAAAGACCCAGAAGAAUUUUAUCCAGAGAGAUUCUUGAACAAUGAGAUAGAUUUCAAGGGACAAGAUUUUGAGCUGCUUCCGUUUGGUGCAGGGCGUAGAAUUUGCCCAGGCAUGUCACUAGGAAUGGUCACAGUGGAACUCAUAACUGCAAACCUUCUUAAUUCUUUCCAAUGGGAAAUGCCUGUGGGGAUGAAACCUGAACACAUAGACUCUCAGGGCCUUCCAGGACUUGCACGACACAAGAAGAAUCAUCUUUGCCUUGUUGCCAAGAAACGUGUGUGAAUGUGGCAAGAGCGUUUACUGCAAUAAAGUCAUUCUAGUUUGGCCUCUGAUUCCGAUUGUCCAAAAUGUAUCACCAAGGAGUUUCGAACAUACGAGAAUCAUGCUCUAGUUAUCUGCCUUUCUAAAAUAAAAAUCAAGAGGUAGCAACCUAACUAGUAAAACUCAACUUGAUUUCAAUGGACUUGAAUUUUGAAAUUGAAUUUA